Nicotiana attenuata is the source of this 1296-nucleotide messenger RNA. RefSeq lists its product as uncharacterized. Bases 1 to 1296 code for a protein of 431 amino acids. The record is from RefSeq and is a predicted model, not a curated record. The transcript has 4 exons. NCBI's taxonomy places the organism in Eukaryota, Viridiplantae, Streptophyta, Magnoliopsida, Solanales, Solanaceae.
AUGAGCUGGUUUGUCCCAGUCAGGACAUCCGACCUGAUUCCUGCUGAGAGGAUGUCAUUCCCCGAGGAAUGGAAUAUGAAUUGCCUCGGAGAUGUCGUUGCUAUGCGGCCGCCCCCGCCCGGUAAAGAAGAGAUCCCAAAGCCUUCCAAAGAAAAUAAAAGAAAGAGGGGGUCACCUGCAAAUUCUUCGAAGCCAAUGAAAAGCAAGGCUCGAAAGCCUAAGGCCGAUACUGUGGCCCUAUCUACAGAAACGGCCCAAUGCCUUCGGAGCGAGGAGGAAGAGAGGGAGGAUGACGACUGCCUGUUGGUAGUUCGAAAAAGAGGAAACACUGACGAUUCGAAGUAUGCCGAACCGAUGGUGGUUGAUGCGGUUCAUUCUAGGACUGAAGAAAUCUCCGACGGGAGCUCGAGAAAAAUCCUUAAGCCAUCGGGCAGCAAAAGAACACCUCGUCUUGGAGGUCAUUUAGAGGGUGAGACCGAGGGGCCUGGUCCCGAGACCCUUCAAAGAGAAGAGAAUGCCCCGAGUGGAACACUUGGGGUAAUUAACGUGGAUGAAUCGCCGCCUGCAUUUUCCAAGUCUCGAGCUGAGCUUGCUCGAUGUGAGGCUGGGCUCAAGAAGCUCUCGGAAGAGAGGGACGGCCUUAGGAUCCUCUAUGUCAAAAAGGAGGGGGAGAUCAGUGACCUUCGAGCCGAACUGGAGAAGGCUCGCUCAAAAAAGCGCAAGCUGGUGAAGCAGCUUCGAGAGGAGCUCAAAAUGAACGAGGCCGAGACCCUGGGGUGGAGACAAGGCAUGGACCGUCUCGCCUCGGAGAAAGAUACUCUUUGGGAGCAGCUGGCUUCAAUUGAACGCCAGCUUCAGAGUGUAAAGGAGGAGAGCCUGGCUCGAAGCCACAUAAUCGAGGAGCUCGAAGCUAAAUCUCCUGCUGAGCUUGCCAAGGCCAAAUCUGAUGCAGAGGCAUUUAUAUCUUCGUACCGAGCUGACGCUGAAGCAUCUAACACCCGAGCAAAGGAGAUCUCUGCUGUGGCCGAAGUUAAGCUAUCAUCUGCACUCGACCACGCCAAGCGACAGUCCCAGAAAGAAGCCCUCGAGGAGGUGCAUGCUCGCGGCUUCGACCUUUCAGCCGAUAUUGAAAAGGCAAAGACUUUGGAAGAAGAGGUUGCCGCUUUGCUUUCUGAUGAUGAGGAUUCAGCUAGUGGCUCCAAGAGCAGAGGAGACGAAGAUGAAGUCCCCGAGGAGGAGGUUCCCGAAGACGCGGCUCCCGAAGAUAUAGCUGCCGAAGAUGUGGCCCUAGAGUAG